Molecule: messenger RNA, 3442 nt
Organism: Aspergillus calidoustus
Lineage: Eukaryota; Fungi; Ascomycota; Eurotiomycetes; Eurotiales; Aspergillaceae
Source: the annotation of a GenBank genome assembly
CCCGGUCGUAUUAUCUAGCCUUAGGCAGGAAUCAGUGCCCCUCUAGCGCACGAAGUCAAGUCACAGGUACCCUUGCAAGUAGAAAAUAAAUUGUCUCAUUCUGAAUACCUGGUAUUGGCGUGGGAUGGAAGACUCGAAGGGUCAUCCCUCGUAGUUGUCUGAGACCAUGGCACGUGUUUGUCUCACUGGAUUUACAGCAGAAGAAGACAUCAAUGGAUAUUGUUCUACAAGAGAGGCCGAGCUCGAGGGAUAUCCGAAGUUCUGGAGGGGUAGUUCUGGGAAUCAACAGUAUGAGCGAUAUACUCGUCCACGGUCCGGAAGUAAUCUAUGGCGCAUAUCGUAGGCUAUGUCACCGGCUACCGGAAGAGCAAUCACGACUCGCGCAGAGGAUUCAAGCCAUGACACGAAGCAACCGCCGCGUUGUGGAAGAACAAUGACAGCGAUUAUUCUUCAGUUCGAUCCAUCACCGAGGGGCUCAAUUCUCAGGAUGGUGCUCAGCAGCACUCAUGGCAACACGGGCAGUCUGAUACCCACAGAAGCCCUGAAGCCCACCGUGUGCGGGCGUACGGGACGGAGAGAAUGAAUUUUCCAGUUUUAAAACGCGGAAAGAGCAGCCUGGAAGAACUUUUUUUUCCCCUACCAAUUUUUUUCAGCGGAUUCCACAAUAAUCGUCGGUCCAAGUGGACUCGCAGCAUUACUUUUUUCUUCCUACUGCCGGCGGUUCCUCCACUCCCUCUGCGGAUUUAGCAUUGGUUAUUAUUAUUUUCUGCUGCCUUUCACUGUGUGCUUUUCGCUCUCCCUCUUGAGUUCGUCACCCCUCUCCUCUUUUCCCCUCCUCGUUCCCCUCAACUCCCUGCAUUUCUUCUCCCCCUUCACCUGCUCGUGUCGUCAACACUGCCGUCAUCUCCGUUGUUGGCGUCUGUGUUGUUGCACUCGCCCGUGCUCAUUCCUCAGUGCACCGCUGCCGGGUUUCCCCUUCGCACCUCCGUCCUGUAACUUGCUUUACCGGGCCUUUUUCUCUCUUCUACUUUCUUUUUCCUGCCCUGAAUUUGGAAAGGGUAAAUUGAUCAGUUGAUCUCUUCAAAUUUAUCCCUUCUCCGCACAGGUUCCAUCUUCUGAACUGUUUCUGGCGCGCCUUCCGACUUUUUUUUUCGCCAGUCCUUGCCUUGAAGUUUCCGUUCAAGCAAUCGCGACUGUCUACGCUUCCCAAGGCGCGACAGAAUCUCCAUCUUGUUCUUGACAUUACGACCUGUCUUCUAUCUUCUCGAUCGAUUCCGGACCUCCUGCUCGCUUUCUCAACAAGGGGACCUUGAUAUUUUCGAACGUGGAAUUCGCGUGUGCCUCGCUCCGAUCCUGCAACUACCAUCCAGUAUUUCCGCGGCAAUCCUUCCGAUGCGAUUUGCGUGAAACACUGGUAUCUUCAGCAUCAGGAUAUUUGGGCAGAAGGAAUACCGUUUCGGGGACCUUGUUAGAGCGAACAUAACGUCCCUCUUAUCGAGUUCAACCAAUAUUUACCCGCUACUCAACAACAAGAGUGAAUCUUGCAACGGGAAAUCGCAUCUUGGUGGGGCUCUAGAAGGUGGAAGUUUCUACUUCUGAUUUCCAGCAGUGUUGGAACAGCUCACAUAUUGCCUGUGGUUGUAGUUGCCUACGGCGGUUCCCGUUCUCUGGAAGAACUGUUCUCGAAAACUUUUAGCACGGACAUUUAGAUUCUCGUUUAUCCCUUCAACCUACAGAAAAAAUGGCCGCCACAUUUUCUUACGCUCAAGCAGCCAAGGGCAUUGCCUCAACGCAACCGUCCAAGACACCAUCCGAGUCUACUACCCCAGUCUCAAAGUCCGACGAGCAAGCCUCGAUCGACAGCCUACAGACCAGCACAGAUGCUACAGCACCCAAGACUGAGGAAGUCGAUAUCGUGGCUGUUAAUGGUGAGAAUGAUGCAACACCAGCCGAUUCCAAGGCAGACGUCUCCGGCCCUCCUUCGCCGAAGGCUAGCACCGCUCAAACUUCCACAACAUCGAAAGAUGACGAAGCCUCAGCCGCCCCGAGUGGAAAUUCCGAAUCUACCUGGGACAAGCAGUCUCAGGCGUCAGGGUCAGACAAGCAGAACGCCACAGAAGGCAACAAGAAAAAAUCUGAGAAGGAGAAGCCCGCGCCUCCCAAAGAGCUCAAGGCUGCCCCUUUACCCGCUGUGAACAUUUGGGACAAGAGAAAGGAAGCUUUCAACGCUACCGCGGUGUCAAAACCUGUUGCUGCUAAGGCGGGAAUUCCCAAGUCCACGUCUGAGAACUCUCCCGCUCCCGCGGACGCUCAGGAACAGUCAAAGGCUGCGUCCAAGAAGAAGGGUGGCGAUGCUUCUGAUAGGAAGAAGGGCGAUGGAGCCAAGGGACGAGAGGACGGUGCUCCUGUUCCCCCGGUUGCAGAUACUACUUUGUGGCCGACUCCCCAAGGUGCUCAGGGCGAGGAGAAGAAGAAGGUUCAGGACCAGUCAGAUAAAACUGAGAAGAGCCCCGCGAUUCGCCCUCACGGCAAAGAGAAGUGGGUUCAGAUGGCCUACGUUCCCACUGCUGUCUUCAACACUCCGCUGCCAUCCGCUGCGCGUAGAGGCGGAAGAAGCGCCCGUGGCGGAAGAGAUACCACUCGCAAUGGCGCUCAUGGCGCUUCCGAAAAAUCUUCUCCUGGCCAAGCCUCCGCUCCCAAGCAAACCGCUUCUGGUGAUCGAGGACGGAAUGAGCCUAACUCUGCUCGUGCCAACUCAUUACCCGCGCCUUCAAGGCGUUCAAAUAGCGCCGAUACUGCUCCUACAGAUGCUCGCAAGGCCCCUGUGACCGACCGAACUCGUGGUCCUAAGGGAGUGGAUGGUUCCGCUGCCAAGCACAUCAACGGCGAGGCCUUUCCCCGUAAUGCCAAGCCCUUCCCUAGAAACCACGACGGAUCUCACAAGGGAGGCGAAAAGAACCCCCAACUGUCGGUGGAUACCCAUAACGGCACCCGCCCCAACACUCGUUUUGAGAAUGGCCCCAAGACUGCAGACUUCCCUGGAUUGCAUUCUGACCGCAAGGACAAGGAGUUCUCCCGUGAACCCCGUACCGAGAGAGGCAGGGGUGGUCAUCGUGGCCGGGGAGGUGGCCAUGCUGGUUACAAUGGCGCUCAGACUUCGCAUUUCCCUAACAACCACAUGGCUCCUCAGUCUUACAUACACCCUAAGUUCGGUUACAACGAUCGUCGUGGAUCUCACCUUACCAACGGCUCACGCGGUCACCCCAUGACCAUGAGGUCUCCUUCAUUACCCAACUCGAACACGAUGUACAACAUGUACCCUUACCCCCCGGAAAUUAACACCAUGUAUGGUUACCCAACGAUGCAAACUGGGCCCAUGUCCGCUGUUCCUUUCCAAUCAUACGAGUACCCCAUUGUGAACAUGCUUUCGAUGCAGCUGUAA